Messenger RNA from Eleginops maclovinus (Patagonian blennie), 1662 nucleotides. RefSeq names its product piggyBac transposable element-derived protein 4-like. The transcript is spliced from 2 exons. The record is from RefSeq and is a predicted model, not a curated record. NCBI's taxonomy places the organism in Eukaryota, Metazoa, Chordata, Actinopteri, Perciformes, Eleginopidae. The coding region runs from base 1 to 1662 and encodes 553 amino acids.
AUGAGAAGAAGAUUUUCAGUGAGCCAAGUUCUGGAUAAUAUUUUUGGUGAAAAUGAGGGAGAGGACACAGAGCAGCAUAGUGAUUUGGAUGAGCAGGUUUCUGAGGAGGAAGACAAUGUGGAGUAUCAUCCAGAAGACACAGACACAUCUGAUGAGUCUGAUGAGGAGGUCACCGGUGAAGCUGCUCCCGCUGAAAGAUUCAAGUCCAAAAAUGGUAAGAUCUGUUGGAGCUCAGUACCUCCUGAUGAACAUGGCAGGGCAGCUGCUGCAAAUGUCCUCAAAAUGACCCCUGGAAUCACAAGGUUUGCUGUGAUGACAGUCAGCGACAUCAAGACAUGUUUUGAGCUAUUUAUGCCAGUGUCACUAAAAAGAGUCAUCAUUGCUAUGACAAACCUUGAAGGAAAAAAAGUCCAUGGCAGCAUGUGGAAAGACAUUGAUGAGGAAUACCUGGAUGCUUAUAUUGGUGUUCUUCUUCUUGCUGGAGUGUACAGGUCCUGCAAUGAGGCCACUGAUAGUCUGUGGGACGCAUCGACAGGCAGAAAUAUUUUCCGGGCAACAAUGUCACUUCAGACCUUUCAAAUGAUAUCAAGAGUCCUCAGAUUUGACAACAGAGAUACCAGAGCAAGAUCUGACAAGCUUGCCCCCACCAGGGAUGUCUGGGAGAGAUGGGUGCAGCUCCUUCCACUGAUGUUCAACCCAGGGCCAGAGGUGACAGUGGAUGAACGUCUUGUCCCUUUCCGAGGAAAAUGCCCCUUCCGGCAAUACAUACCCAGUAAGCCAGGGAAGUACGGCAUAAAAAUCUGGGCAGCCUGUGAUGCAAAAACCAGCUAUGCCUGGAAUCUACAGAUUUACACAGGCAAAGCUGCGAGUGGCAUCCUUGAGAAAAACCAAGGAAAACGUGUGGUCCUCGAUAUGACUACUGGACUGCAGGGUCACAAUAUCACUUGUGACAAUUUUUUUACCAGCUAUGACCUUGGACAAGAACUUCUCAGGAGGAAACUUACCAUGGUGGGCACAGUGAAGAAAAAUAAACCUGAGCUGCCUGCUGAAAUCUUGCAGGUGAAGGACAGGGCUGCACUUUCCACAAAGUUUGCUUUUACAGACACCACCACUGUUGUCUCAUAUUGUCCAAAAAAAAAACGGAAUGUGAAACUUAUGUCUACUCUUCACAAAGAUGCAGCUGUGUCAUCAAGAAGUGACAUAAAGCCCACAAUUAUCCUCGACUAUAACAAAAACAAAGGAGGAGUGGACAACCUGGACAAGCUGACUGCCACCUACACUUGCCAGCGAAUGACCAGGAGAAGGCCAAUGGUUGUGUUUUACAACAUCCUUGAUGUGUCUGCAUGUAAUGCAUUUGUGUUGUGGACCCACAUCCACCAAGGAUGGAACUCAACCAAAAAAAACAAGCGGAGAAUGUUUCUUGAGGAGCUGGGAAAUUCCAUUGUCAAGCUACACAUCGAGGGAAGGGAACGGGUGCCCCGAGACCCAGAUGCUGCAACCUUGACCGAAACACCAACUGGAGAGGUGGUACUGCAGUCAGUAGUGGUGGUGGUGGUGGGGGUACUGGUGGAGUUGGGGUUACUGGUGGUGGUGGUAGUGGUGGUGGGGAUACUGGUGGUGGUGGUGGGGGUGUCUCAGAGUGAUCUCUUUACAUGUGAGUGA